Molecule: messenger RNA, 2257 nt
Organism: Styela clava
Lineage: Eukaryota; Metazoa; Chordata; Ascidiacea; Stolidobranchia; Styelidae
Product: transducin beta-like protein 2
Biological process (GO): endoplasmic reticulum unfolded protein response
Cellular component (GO): endoplasmic reticulum
Molecular function (GO): protein binding
Source: RefSeq, a predicted model, not a curated record
GACAUAUCGUUUUAGGAAUUUAUAUUAAUCAACGUUUUUUCACAUGGCCAUGAAUAAAUAUUAUUGUACGGUAUAAUUUUAUGAGUAAAAGAUAUCCUGAUAUCAGGAGUUUGAAAAAAUAAUGAAAUAAUCGUCUGUAGAUAUGUGAAUGAACCCUGACCGUGAACGGUAACGUUAUACUGUUAUAAGCAUGCAUUUGCACGAACUGAUGUAUGCAUGCGGACAGUGCCCACCCCAACCGUCAUAUUUAUGAUAUUCAAUACUGGUAGAUAUCAGGGAUUUAGUCUUGUAACCAGUACAGCAGUACCGUACUGUAGUAUAAUACUGUAAUAUGUUUAUAAGUUAUGCAGGAACAAACUCUUGAUUCGUGGAAUGUUGUGGUAGCCAUAGCCCUUGUCUUUGUUUCUGCCUUUAUAAUAUGGUUUAGGCAGAGCAGGACUGAAGAUAAAAAAGAUGAUUCAGAAGAUGAUUCGAAACAAGAUGUGGGAACAAAUAAGUCAUCAAAACGUUCUCAGAAAUCUUCAACUUCAAAACAGUUGAAAAAAGCUUUCAACUUUACUCAUGACCUUCUUCACACAAGUCUGAAGGGUCAUGCUGGGAAUGUACUUGGAGUUCACUUCAGUAUCAAUGGAAAAUAUUUUGCCACUGCUGCUGCUGAUAGAACUGUUAGGCUAUGGAGUGUCAAAGAUUUCGGUUCUGGCAACAAAUGUGUUCAUGUCAAUGUUGAACUUGAUCAUGCAAAGUGUAUCCAAUUUAGCCCGGAUUCCAGGGCAUUUGUUGUUGGCUUGGCCAGAGGCAACAAUGUCAGAAUAUUCAGACUUGGUAAGAAGGACGACGGGACAACAAUGUGCAAUCCUUUGGAAAAUGAUUUCAAGGAUGAUUUCAAACAGGAAUUGCUCAAUAUUGGUGUUGGUGCCACAUCCAGUGGUGGAAGUUUUGUUAUGACUGCAUACAAAGACACAACAAUCAUUGUUCGUGAUAUUAAAGGAGAAGUUUUAAACACCAUCAACACCAACUUGGGAACCAAUAAUUAUGCAUGUGUGUCUCCAUGUGGCAGGUAUGUUGGUGCUUGUGGAUGGACUCCAGAUGUCAAAGUGUGGGAGGUCAGGUUUACUAAGACUGGGACAUAUAAGGAUGUUGUUCGGGCAUUUGAGUUGAAGGGACACAAAUCAUCAGUAUGGUCCUUUGCAUUCAACAAUGAUUCAACAAGGAUGAUCACUGUUUCCAAAAAAGGAAUGUGGAGGUUCUAUGACACUGAUAUAGAAUAUGAAAAAGGACAAGAGCCAUGUUUGUUAAAGGAAGGCUUGUUCAAUGUUGGCGACAUUUCACCAGCCGAUAAUUUCUGUUUUACUUCUCUCUCAUAUGAUGGUAAUGUUGCUGCAAUUGCAUCAUUGAAUAGUUUUUGCGUUCUGUCAACUAGAACAGGUGAUAUUGAUCAGCAGUUUAAGGAAGUUCAUUCUGAGUUGAUAACCGCACUGGCAUUCGAUAUUGGAGGAAAGUUUGUUAUUUCUGCUGGGGACAGACAUGUCCGGGUAUUCCAUAACAUCCUCGGAUAUAAAGAAAGUAUUGAAGUGCUGAGAGAAACUCUUCGAAAACACCCGCCAAGUUCUGCAACUCGAGAGAGAUUGGAGACUCAAAUCAAACUUAAGCAAUCUGAACUAGAUAAAAUUUUAUUGACGACACAAGAAAAAUCUGAUUCUUAAUGAUGUGCAAGUGGAUGAAGGGCGCAACCCAGGCAUAUAAUUUUUGUUCUGAUUGUUAUAUGAGGAAGAUCAUAAAAUUUGAUUCAGUUUUUGGUGUUGCUAGAAAGAUGUAUUGUCAGAUUUUAUGUAACUAGGUAGUUGUAUUACAUUAGUUCAUUUCUCUUCGAUUUAAUACCGAAACACCACAAGCAAGGUCAAUAUUGACUAUACUCCUGACUUGUUUUAGUUUUAUUAUCAAUGUGAACAUUAAGCUGAACUUCUUUUGACACCGAUGUGCGUCUGCCCUGAAUUUAUAGCUCUUAAACAUUUUAUUGGGCAUUAGUCUGAUAUGGAAACUUAAAAGUUGAAUACUCUGUAACUCCAAUAGUAUGAUCAAUCAAUUCCUAAUUACCUUAUUCCUCAUUAGGUUGUUUUGGUGCAUUAUGAACAAUUGCUAGUUGCUUUCUAGAGUUAGUCUAUGUGAUGUUGUAUUUAUGUCAAUCCAGUUGAAACAAAAUACCUUAUUAACUUUGCAAAUGUUGAAGAUGAAAAAGUGCAAUGAAGCAACACGUGUU